This is a messenger RNA of Closterium sp. Yama58-4, 5592 nucleotides long. Lineage: Eukaryota; Viridiplantae; Streptophyta; Zygnematophyceae; Desmidiales; Closteriaceae. The record is from the annotation of a GenBank genome assembly.
AUGGCGGACCACCCUGACCUGCUGCAAGCACUCCUGCUCGCUCAGCAACACGAGGAGGAGGAACCGGAGGGGCUGUGGGGCCCCGUUCAGCAGGACGAGUGGAGGCAGUGCGACGCACCUUCCAAGAAAUAUCGCGAGGCGCCACUGCCGGAGUCGAACGGCUAUCUGCAGGUGUUUCUGGACGGAGGGCUCAACCAGCAGCGCAUCAGCGUGUGCAACGCGGUGGCCGUGGCUCGCCUGCUCAACGCCACGCUGCUCGUGCCUGAGUUCGCCACCAACAUCUUUUGGCAGGACUCCAGUCAAUUCUCAGACAUAUUCGACCUGCCCCAUUUCAUCACCUCCCUACAAGCUGACAUUCGAAUAGUGCGUCAUCUCCCCCGCCACCUCGCCUGGAGCACGGCAGCCUACUACGCCUCCUCGCCCUCCCGCCGCAACAAGCUCAUCCGCUCUGCGCCCCUGCACGCCACCAAGAAGUGCACCCUCUGUCCCGUGUGGUAUCAGCACCCUCUGUCCCGUGUGGUAUCAGCACUCUCUGUCCCGUGUGGUAUCAGCACCCUCUGUCCCGUGUGGUAUCAGCACUCUCUGUCCCGUGUGGUAUCAGCACUCUCUGUCCCGUGUGGUAUCAGCACUCUCUGUCCCGUGUGGUAUCAGCACUCUCUGUCCCGUGUGGUAUCAGCACUCUCUGUCCCGUGUGGUAUCAGCACUCUCUGUCCCGUGUGGUAUCAGCACUCUCUGUCCCGUGUGGUAUCAGCACUCUCUGUCCCGUGUGGUAUCAGCACUCUCUGUCCCGUGUGGUAUCAGCACUCUCUGUCCCGUGUGGUAUCAGCACUCUCUGUCCCGUGUGGUAUCAGCACUCUCUGUCCCGUGUGGUAUCAGCACUCUCUGUCCCGUGUGGUAUCAGCACUCUCUGUCCCGUGUGGUAUCAGCACUCUCUGUCCCGUGUGGUAUCAGCACUCUCUGUCCCGUGUGGUAUCAGCACUCUCUGUCCCGUGUGGUAUCAGCACUCUCUGUCCCGUGUGGUAUCAGCACUCUCUGUCCCGUGUGGUAUCAGCACUCUCUGUUUCCUGCACUUCACGCACCACACUUCCUCACUGUUCAAAUCCCCUCGCCUCUUUUCCCCAUCUAUCUCCCCCUCCAUCUUCCAUUCUGCCCCCCAGGCGAGGCAUCGUGGCACUGACACCCUUCUCCCAUCGCCUCGCCUUCACGGGUCUGCCUCGGGAGAUCCAACGGCUGCGGUGCCGCGUCAACUUCCAUGCGCUGCGAUUCGUGCAGCCAAUCAGAGAGCUGGGCCAGAAGCUGGUGCAGCGACUGCAGGACCCCUCCCUGCGCCCCACCCGUAUGGGACUUCCCCACUCACCUUUUGACAGCACGAGUGCUGCUGGGGUGGAGGAUAGAGGGAGGGCGAGAGGCGGAAGAGAGGAGGGGGGAGGCGAUUGGGACGAGGGUGCGGAGGGGAGUUGGGGAGUUGCACCGCCGCUUUCUGCUGAUACGAGUGAUUCUGAGAUGGUGGGCCGAGGGAGGAAGGGAGGAGGAAGAGAGGACGAGGGAGGGAGAGCGGAAGGGGGAGAGAAUGAGGUUGGAGGAGGAGGAGAGGAGGGAGGGGGAGAGAGCGAAGAGGAGCGAGGGAUCCGAGUGGAGCUUGUUGGGGAUGAAGGGGAGCGAGAAGACAUGGGUGGAGAGGGAGGAGCGGAGGGGGAGAGAGGAGUGGGAGGAGAAGGAGUUGGUGUGAGCGAGGGUGGAGGGAGGGAGGAAGAGGGAGAGGAGGGGGUUGAGGAGUUGGGAGGGGAGGAGGUGGGGAAGGGAGGCAGUGGGGAGGCGCUGGAGGAACUGCUGUGGUGGGAGGCGAGGGGAGCGCGAUCAGAGCAUGGAAGGCAGGGGGAUGGGAGUGAUGAUGGGAGUGAGGAGGAGAGGGAGAAGGGAUUGGAGCAUGGAGAGGAGAGGGGUGUGAGGGAUGAUGGGAGUGAGAAGGGGGGGACGGGAGGCAGUGAGAGGGAGGGGGUGGAGGAACUGCUGUGGUGGGAGGCGAGGGAGAGAGGAUCGGAGCAUGGAGAGGAGGGGGAUGUGAGUGAGGAGAAGGGAAGGGAGGGAGAAAAGGAGCUGAACGGGAGUGAGGGGGUGGGGAGAGUUAGCAGCAGCUGGUGGGAGCGGGAGCUGGAAGGAGGUGCGGGGGAGGAGGGCAAUGGGCGGUUAGCAUACAGGGGAAGCGACUUUGAGUGGGAUUAUGAGGGGAGGGAGGAUGCAUGGAGGGGCGGUGCAGAGGGGGAGAGUGUGGGGAUUGAGCGCGUGGCGAGUGGGGAUGGGGCGAGUGAGAGCGGACUGCUGGGGGGCUACAGACGCCGGCGGUUGCUGGAGGCGAUGGGGCACGUGAGAGUGGUGGGGGGCGAUGUGCGGGGGAGCAGGGAUGCAGCAGAGGGGAACGAUGGGGGGGGGAUGAAGCAGAGGGGGACGAAGCAGAGGAGGAUGAGGAAAGGGGAGGCGUUGCGUGGGGCGAGAGAGGAGGGCGACGGGAGUGGUUCGGGGUGGGAGGCGGUGAGGAAGCGAGUGAGGGAGGUGAGGGAGGUGCGGGUGCGCAUAGAGCAGCGCGUGCGGGCACGACUGGAGCAGUGGGCGGAGGGCAUGCGGCUGGCGAGCAUUGGCGCCACGUGGGGCGAGUGGAAACACUUGCAGCGGUUGAGGGGCGAGGGGAGUGAGGUGAGAGAAGGGAGGGAGGCGAGGGAGGCGAGGGAAGGGAGGGAGGUGAGGGAGGGGAGGGAAGGGAAGGGGUGGAGGGAUGAGGGAAGGGAAUCAGUGCGAAAGGAAAGAGAGGGGGUGAUGUGGGUGGUAAAAGGAGUGCAGAGGAUGGUUGGGGCGGCCAUGAGGAGAAUGCGGUGGAGGAAAGGGACGGGUGGGGGGUUGAAGGGGAGAUGGGUGGGGAACGAGAUGGCAGUGGAGAGCGGGCAGCAGAUGAGGAGGAGGAGGUUUCUGGCGAUGCACCUGCGAUUCGACCUGGACAUGGUGGCGCACUCAAGGUGCGACUAUGGGGAGGCGAGGGAGGAGCGGGAGCAGCUGAGGCGGUACUGGAAAAGGGUGUGGGGGGAGCUGGAGGGUAAAGUGCAGCACACCCCGCAGCAGCUGAGGGCAGCUGGCAAGUGUCCCCUCACACCAGAGGAGGCGGGGCUGGUGCUGGCGGCGCUGGGAUUUUCCAGACACAUGCAGCUCUAUGUGGCUUCGUACCAGGUGUAUGGGGGCCCCAGCCGCAUGGCAGCGCUGCGCCGCCUCUUUCCCAACCUCGAGGAUAAGACGACGCUUGCCACCCCGGAGGAGCUGCGGCCGUUCCAUGGGCGGGCGUCCAUGCUGGCAGCACUGGAUUUUUACGUCAGCAUGCAUAGUGACGUGUUUGUGUCCACGUCAGCAGGGAACAUGCAUAAUGUCAUGGCUGGGUACCGAGCCUACUUCGGAGGCAGCAAGACCAUCAAGCUCAACACUCCUCUCCUAGCCUCGCUCCUUCAAACACCGAACCUAACCUGCUCAUCUCCGCUUCCCCCGCUUCCGCCGUUCUCCCCACAGCCGCACAUUACGCCCCCCACUCCGCCGCAGCCCCCGCGCCCGUACUGCUUUGCGCAGACGCCGUCCCCCGCCCCGCGCCUUGGCUCGCCCGUGCACCAGUUCCUUCCCCAAACCGCGCCGCUCCAUUUCCAGCCCGCGCUGCUCCCGCAGAACGCGCUGCUCUCACGCUUCUCCCCCGCACCCCCGCCGCCUGCCAGCCCGCAGCCGUUCCACUCGCAGUUAGACUCGACUCAGCGGUCGCCGCAGCUGUCCCACUCCGCGCUCGGCUCGGCGCAACAAUCGCCGCAGCUGUUCUGCGCUGCUUCCGAAUCGGCCCCGCAAUCAACGCAGCCGUUUCUCGUGGCGGGGCGAGUGCAGAAGACUCUUCAGGAGAUGAUUGGCGGUGACAGCACAGCCGUCACACCGCAACUCGCUCCGCAGGGUGCGCCGACCGCAGGCCUCGUGGGGGCUAUGACUCCGCCACCGCCUCCCCCGACUGCGGCGGAUGGCUCCCCCGUGCCCGCGUACCGCGGGGUGCGCUACCGGCCGUGGGGGAGAUGGGCGGCGGAAAUCCGGGAUGCGGGGGGGAAGGGGCGCGUGUGGCUGGGGACGUUUGACUCUCCGGAAGCGGCGGCGCGCGCGUACGACGCGGCUGCGCGGGAGAUCCGAGGCGCCAAAGCGCUGCUGAACUUCCCUGAUGACGUGGACGAACCGAAACCGGACACAUGCCAGGCCGCGGAGGCUGUGGAAGCGGAGGCGGGAGCGGAGGCGGAAGGAGAGGCGGGAGGCGAGGCGGAAGGGGAGGCGGAGGAUGAAUCGAUGGCGGAGAGGGAGGAGGAAGAGGAGAACGCGGGGAGCGGCGGAGAGGAGGAUGACGGCGAGGGGGAGGCGGAAGGAGCGAGGGCGCUGAAGCGGCUGAAGAGUAGCGAGGAAGCAGCGGAGAAAGAGACAGCAAAACACGCAGCGCAGCACACAGCACAGUCCGAAGCUCAAGACGGACCGCACGAGUUCAAUGGCGGGCGAGCCGCUGUCGACUUGCUGUGCUGCGAACCGCCGCUCGUGCCGGCGGAACCAGGCGCUGUGACAUCAGCACUGCCGUCUCCGCCGGCUGAUUCAACUGCAGCAGCUGCAACCGACGGUACAGAUGCCGCUACAGCUGCUACAUCAACGGCCACGAUUGGGAAGACUAAGGCUACAGCUAUACAUGCACAUCCUCUGCAGCAAGGAGGCAACGUGCAGCAGCAAUUCAACAUGCAAGCUGCUUCUGCCCCUCUGCUUGCCAAUGCCCCUACCCCACUGGCGGAAUUUCCAGCUGCACCAGCAUGCAUGGACGCGUACACAGCACUCCCAGCUGCCGCUGAUGGCGAUGAUGCCUUUGAUGCCGUUGCUGCUUUCCUCGGCCCCGAUGAAACGGUGGGAGAUCUGUGGGGGGAGGAGGGGGUGGAUGAUAGCACAGGCAUCUGGAGCAGCAGCGUGGGAGGGGUGGUGGGUGAGGGAGCGGAAGGGAGCUUGGGUAUGGGAGGGAUGGAUAUGGGAGUGGACCUGGUGGGGGGUGGAGUAGGGUAUGGAGGGGUGGGGAGGAGGGAGAGUGACAUGGGGUCGACGUUCCAGGUUGUGCGGAGGGAGAGCGACGUUGCCGCAUCAUUCCUUGUCAGUGCCAGGGGGGAGACGAGGCAGCAGGGGAUUCAGGAGGAAGUUCAGGGUGGUGGAGCUGCUGCAGGGGGUGAUGCAGGUGAAAGCAAUCUCAACAGUGGCAGCAAAAAAAAAACGCCAAUAAUCGUUGACAUCCAGCAGCUGGAGCAGGAGCAGGAUGACAGCAAUGCACUGACAGCUAACAUUGGUAACCACUAUGAUAACCGCUAUGGUGAUGGUGAAUAUUGUUGCACUGGAGGUAAUCGCCAGAGUGGAGAUCGUGAGGGAGGCGCAUAUUUGAGCAGGCUUACUGCGCAACAGAAGUUUCAUGGUAAUGGCUACGUUCCAACCCUGGUGCCUUCUCUGAGUGGAGACUGCGAUACUUACAUAGACACGGAAACUAUAUGGACUGGGGGGGGGAACAGCAACGCGUAG